This is a messenger RNA of Poecilia latipinna (sailfin molly), 3203 nucleotides long. Its product is annotated as oocyte zinc finger protein XlCOF6.1-like. The coding region runs from base 390 to 1601 and encodes 403 amino acids. Gene Ontology annotation, biological process: regulation of transcription by RNA polymerase II. Gene Ontology annotation, cellular component: nucleus. The record is from RefSeq and is a predicted model, not a curated record. NCBI's taxonomy places the organism in Eukaryota, Metazoa, Chordata, Actinopteri, Cyprinodontiformes, Poeciliidae. Gene Ontology annotation, molecular function: RNA polymerase II cis-regulatory region sequence-specific DNA binding; DNA-binding transcription factor activity, RNA polymerase II-specific. The transcript is spliced from 2 exons.
CAAGAAGAAGAGGAAGCAAUGCGCGAUGAAUGGGGCUAUCGUUCCAACCCCAAAAGCAAAAAGAAAGAAGAUGAGGAAAUAAAGUUUGAGUUCUUCGCUUUUUAUUAAAACAGUCAUAUCUCCUUCUUAGCUUUGUUGAUAUUUGAAACACGCCUUUAGACAUAGUUUCUUCUUGUUUUAGGAGCAACAGCUGCCUGAUGGAGACUAGUUAGCCUCAAAGCUAGCGGUCAAGCUAACACUAUGAACAAGAAGCAAACAGUUUAGUUUUAGAGAAAAGGGGGCAAAACCGACUGUUCACGGAUAUUACUGGCGGCUAACUGGACUCUGCACUGCUAGCAUUUGCUUCUCCGAGGAACACGGACGACAUUAUUACGGUCUUCUGCUCCACCAUGUCCACUUUUUCUUGGGAGGUUGUUGCUGAUCGGUUUCUUGUUCACCAAGAGAUAAACUCCAGUCCAAACGCUCUAGAGAUGAAAGUGGAACAGGAGGAACCGGAACCUCGACCAGUCAAAGAAGAACAGGUUGAACUUCGUGUCUCUCCAGAGGAAGAACUGCUUGUAGUGAAGCUGGAGACUGACUCCUUCACAGUGACCCCUGCUGGUGACGACAUGAUAAAGGAGGAACUUGAGCCUGUAAUGGUUAAAGAGGAUGAAAAGCAGCUUGUAGUGAAGCAGGAGACAGAGAGCGUCAUGGUGACUCCUGCCAGUAAACCAGAACUGAACCAAAACCUACUCCUCUCUGAAAGCAUUAAUGAAAAUGAGAACCAACUUCAACAAGGAAGCAAUCAGAAAGACGUACAUAAAGUGAAAAAGUUGAAGUCACAGAAGAAAAAGUUGUUUUCCUGUGAAAUAUGCGGUGAAAGUUUCACUCAGCUUCGAUACCUGACUGUUCACCUGAGGACUCACAAAAAUGGGAAACCUUUCCAGUGUGCCAUCUGCGGAAAAGGUUUCACCAAGCAGAGCAACUUGACCGCCCACAGGACAAUUCAUACAGGGGAGAAACCCUUUCCCUGUGAACUGUGCGAUAAAUCUUUCAGGACCAACGGUCAGUGGGUCAGCCACACCAGGACUCACAUAGGGGAGAAGACCUUUCCAUGUCCAACUUGUGGAAAAUGUUUUACCCAUAAAAACACACUCAACAGGCACGUGCAGAUUCACUCAAGUGGGAAAUCUUUGUCAUGCCUGACAUGUGGAAAAUGUUUUGCCAGAAAGACUACCUUGAAUGUUCACGAGAGGAGUCACACGGGCGAGAAGCCAUAUAUCUGUAAAGUCUGUGGCAGUUCUUUCAAUUAUAGCUGGCAUUUGUCUAAUCAUGAAAUGAUUCACACAGGCGAGAAGCCGUUCUCAUGCGCGACCUGUGGAAAGAAUUUCAGGGAGAAAGGAAGUUUAAAAACACACAUCAGAGUUCAUACGGGUGAAAGACCUUUUGUCUGUCGCGUUUGUGGAAAAGGUUUCGCUCAGAAAUAUAAUCUAACGGUUCACAUGAGGACUCACACAGGAGAGAAGCCAUAUUCAUGCAAAGCAUGUGGUAAAUGUUUCAGUGACAACAGUCAUUUCAGGCAACACAUAAGAUCUCGAAAAGAUGAAAAGCAUCUUGCAUGAUAGGAAAUCGUUCCAUCAAGCAAUAAUUUCUAGAAACCCAGCAGAGGGUUCACAGGUUGAAAUGUUUACCAAUCAUGCUAAAUUUUUAGUGAUUAUAUUCAGAUUCUGAUAAUAUUCAGAUUAGUCAUAUUACCAGAAUGAGGUUGUAUUUCAGGAGAAUAAAGUAGGAAAGUCCUAUGAUCGUACGAUGGAACACAGCAGUAAUUUUAUUAGAAUUCCUUCCUGAAAAGUAACUAAAAUGAGGAAUGUCUUGUGAAGUUAUACUUUGGUAUCAGUUUUAUAAAAAUGAAAUACUUGAUUUUUAAUUAUCGUCAGUAGAUUGAAGCAAUUAUGCAAAUGGCUGAGUGUAUUUCAGAGGAAGGACCACAUUGACUUGCCUAGUUGGUCGUGUCAGAUCUUGAUAAUUUUGCUGCCAUUAAAACAAAAUUUUCUUGUAAUAUCCGAUAUCCUCUGUUUUUACAGAUAUGGCGACCUUAUUGUAAUUUCAAAAAAGAAAAUCGGACCCUUUAAGGUUUACUGAACUUCAUUCUUAACGUUAUCGCUAGUCAUCUCAGAGUAAGGGGAUUGUGUCUGGGCAGCGAUAAAUUAGUUUAGGAUUCAGAUAUCGAUUUAUUUUAUUGGCUUGAUGGGUUUUCAAAUUGCUAAAUCCUUUUUUUCCUUCUGAAUAUUCAACCAUUUCAUUGCUUGAUUAUAUUUUCUAAUGGGUGUUUUAAAAGCAGAGUACUAAGUUUAUUGUGCAGAGCUGGUUAAAUGGAUAGAUUAGGGAUGCAACUAACAAUUAUUUUAAUAGGACCUAAUCUAUUGAUUAUUUUUUUCUACAGUCCUUUUUUUUUAGAAUCUCCAUCAAUUUCUGUGUUUUACUCUACAACUCUCACUGUUCUAGUUUACACAUCAUGACAUCACUUCUCUUUGCAAAGAAAAUAAAAUAUGAAUUUAAACUUUAACUGACUUUAUUUUAAACAACAAAUAUAUAUUUACAUCUGGUAGAUAGCAGUGAGCUGAAUUAUUAUCACAACUUGAAGACUGUGGAUAAUAACUUACCACUGGUCUUUGCUCCAAAACAUAUAAUGAUUAAAUGAGUAAAUAAAACUAAACUUUUUUCCCAAGCCAUCUUCAAAACACUAGUUUCCCCCAGUUAGUUAUUCUUACAUCGGUCCAGCGCAUGCAGCCGUCCCAAUGCUGCGUGUGUAAAAAUACACAUUUACCCCUCUCUUCUGCUACUUCUACUUUGUUUAAAUUGACUUAUUAGCAAAAACAAGCAAAUGAGUUGCUAAUCUUUUGUUUAAACUUAACUCACCUGCAGAAACACCUGCAGGUGCUUUCAUGCAUGGCUGGCUGUUGUAAAGUCUGCAUUUGACCCGUUUCCCUGAUUGAUUCCUUAUUAGCUUUUGGGCUGAUAUUCUAAAUCCCAUCCUGAACUGUGAGUUUGCUGCAUUGUUAUGUUUCUAUAAUUUCACUAUUAUAAAUGAGUUUCUCAGUUUGUUGGGUUUUUUUUCUUUUGUGUAGUCGUCAGGCUGCAUGUUGAUAACUUUGAGUUUGGCUCAGUAUUUUGACUGUAAGUUUAAACUAUUGUGUUAAUAAAUUACUUUGCUUUGGAGAAAA